GCAUGGUUAAGGCAUCAGGAAUACCCAUUGCAUUGGGGGUUUGGGGCCUGUGCUGGUCUCUGGCCACUGUCAACUCUGUUCCUCUGACCAGUGCCCAUGGGAAUGUUACUGAAGGUGAGAGUGGGACCAAGCCAGAAGCAGAUGUGAUCGAACAGUGCUCAGAUGGCUGGAGCUUUGAUGCCACCACCCUGGAUGACAAUGGGACCAUGCUGUUUUUUAAAGAUGAGUUCGUGUGGAAGAGUCACAGAGGGAUUCGGGAGUUGAUCUCAGAGAGGUGGAAGAAUUUCAUCGGUCCUGUGGAUGCUGCUUUCCGCCAUGGUCAUACCAGUGUUUACCUGAUUAAGGGGGACAAAGUCUGGGUAUACACUUCUGAAAAGAAUGAGAAAGUCUAUCCAAAGUCCCUCCAAGAUGAGUUUCCUGGAAUCCCAUUCCCAUUGGAUGCAGCUGUGGAGUGUCACCGUGGAGAAUGCCAAGAUGAAGGCAUCCUCUUCUUCCAAGGUAACCGCAAGUGGUUCUGGGACUUGACUACUGGAACAAAGAAGGAGCGUUCUUGGCCGGCAGUUGGGAACUGCACCUCUGCCCUGCGAUGGCUCGGCCGCUACUAUUGCUUCCAGGGUAACCAGUUCCUCCGCUUCAAUCCGGUCUCGGGAGAGGUGCCUCCUGGGUACCCUCUGGAUGUCCGAGACUACUUCCUAUCCUGCCCUGGCAGAGGACACAGAUCAAGCCAUAGGAACAGUACCCAACAUGGGCAUGAGAGCACACGCUGCAACCCAGAUCUAGUCUUGUCUGCAAUGGUGUCUGACAACCAUGGUGCCACUUAUGUCUUCAGUGGGUCCCACUACUGGCGCCUGGACACCAACCGGGAUGGGUGGCAUAGCUGGCCCAUUGCUCAUCAGUGGCCACAAGGUCCUUCAACAGUGGAUGCUGCCUUUUCCUGGGAGGAUAAACUCUAUCUGAUCCAGGACACCAAGGUAUAUGUCUUUCUGACAAAAGGAGGCUAUACCCUGGUAAAUGGUUACCCAAAGCGGCUGGAGAAGGAACUUGGAAGCCCUCCUGGGAUAAGCCUUGAGGCUGUGGAUGCGGCCUUUGUCUGUCCUGGGUCUUCUCGGCUCCACAUCAUGGCAGGACGGCGUCUGUGGUGGCUGGACCUGAAGUCUGGAGCUCAAGCCACGUGGACAGAACUUCCUUGGGCUCAUGAGAAGGUUGACGGGGCCCUGUGUAUGGAAAAGCCCCUUGGCCCCAACUCAUGUUCUACCAGUGGUCCCAACUUGUACCUCAUCCAUGGCCCCAAUUUGUAUUGCUACAGCGAUGUGGACAAACUCAAUGCAGCCAAGAACCUCCCCCAGCCCCAGAGAGUGUCCAGACUCCUGGGCUGUACUCACUGAGGUGCCUUCCGACAUGAAUCUGGCCCAGCUCCUCCUCCCUGAUUUCCUCACAAUAAAGCCAGAUUUCUUCUUCACUUAAA
This is a messenger RNA of Oryctolagus cuniculus (rabbit), 1465 nucleotides long. It is a transcript of the gene HPX, whose product is annotated as hemopexin. Lineage: Eukaryota; Metazoa; Chordata; Mammalia; Lagomorpha; Leporidae. The record is from RefSeq and is marked provisional. Gene Ontology annotation, molecular function: heme transmembrane transporter activity. Gene Ontology annotation, biological process: intracellular iron ion homeostasis; heme transport.